This is a messenger RNA of Neogale vison (American mink), 593 nucleotides long. It is a transcript of the gene DNLZ, whose product is annotated as DNL-type zinc finger. Gene Ontology annotation, molecular function: zinc ion binding; protein-folding chaperone binding. Gene Ontology annotation, biological process: protein folding; protein import into mitochondrial matrix; protein stabilization. Gene Ontology annotation, cellular component: mitochondrion. NCBI's taxonomy places the organism in Eukaryota, Metazoa, Chordata, Mammalia, Carnivora, Mustelidae. The transcript is spliced from 3 exons. The record is from RefSeq and is a predicted model, not a curated record. Bases 1 to 507 code for a protein of 168 amino acids.
AUGCUGCGGGCUGCGCUGAGCCGCGUGCCGCCGCUACUGAGCCGCAGGUGGCCCCAGGGGCCCGGCCUGAGGGGGUUGUGGGGACGCGGGGGCGGCCCGGAGGCUGCGGAGAGAAGGCAGGCCGGGGUUGGGGUCUGGGGCUGGCGGCGUUUGAACUCGGGGCCCGGGGCCGCGCACUACCAGCUUGUCUACACUUGCAAGGUGUGUGGGAGCCGGUCCUCCAAGCGCAUCUCCAAGCUGGCCUAUCACCGGGGCGUGGUCAUUGUGACCUGCCCCGGCUGCCAGAAGCACCACGUCAUUGCCGACAACCUGGGCUGGUUCUCAGACCUGGAUGGGAAGAGGAAUAUUGAAGAAAUCCUGGCGGCCAGAGGGGAGAAGGUGUGCCGAGUGGCUGGCGAGGGGGCCCUAGAGCUGGUUUUAGAGGCUGCCGGGAACCCCAGAUCCACCCCUGCUCCAGAGAGUGAGGACCAGGACCCCACUCAUCCUGGCAAGACGGAGCCCAGCUGACUCUGUCUUCUGCCUUCCGGAAGAUGCUUCGGCCCGGGGCCUCCCGGGCUGGCCUGUUUUCUCUCAAUAAACACACGUCCCAUGGA